AUGGGAGACCGACUCAACCCUGACUCCAAGGCGCCAGACGUCGGAGAGCUGAGUGCGGGCCUCGAUCUCCCUGGUAUCAAGAACGAGACGACUAACGUCGACUCUUCAGCACGCUUCCUCCAGUCUCACGGCUCUGAAGGCCUUUCAGAAGGCGUAUUGGGUAAGCUCAUAGGACGAGCGCUGGACAAGCCGUUAACCGCGAAUGACCUAGCCCAAUACCUCAGCGGCAAGGACAAGGACGACGCCGCUAAGACACCUCUACGUCGCAAGAGCUACAUUCAAGAUCGCUAUCCAGAGCGCGCAGAUGAAGAACGCCAGUCUACCAAAGUUGUUCCCGCGCCUCCUGGCUUUAUGGGCGAACGUCCUCGUAGGAUCUUCGCGGAGGAGCGUAGCUCUAUCAACCCAGCGGCCAUGCAGUCACCAUUACAGCAAGUACCUACAGGUCCUGCGGGCUUCGGACAGCCUCGUCGCUUCAGCAACCUCCAGACUCCCAACUGGCCGUCUCGCCGGGAUCAUGUACCUGAGCUUUCUAGUCCAGGAGAUUACCGCCCACGUCCACGAGCGCUGACCCGUACCAAGCGCACUGAUCAAGGUCCCGAGCCUUCGCACGCCGACAUCUACCCCGACGAUGCGAAUUUCAUGCCGCGCCGCCCGUCCUACCAAGCAGAGCCUACAGAGAGGUUCCAAGGUUUCAUGCCGGCGACCCUUCCCGAGCGUCCAUUCCGUGCAGAGAACACUGUAGUCUGGCCCACUCCCGCAGAAAUGCAUGCACAGAAGCCUAACAACCAACAGAGACGCAGCGGCUUCCCUCGCCAUGUCCCAGCAUUGGAGAGCCCCGCGCCCGUAGUACGCUGGUCCCCACCAGAACCUUCUUCCAUGGCUCACUACAUGCAGCAGUUCGGAGAGCCCUCCCACCCUUUCGCCUUCACUUUCCCGGCUCCCGCUCCCUCUGCCACUCCGCCGUUCGACAUCUUCGAGAACCACCAUGCCCCCACUUAUGCUGACAUCCACGAGACUGACGCUGAGAUGGAGUGCCUUCUGGGUAUUCUUCCCGACCUCUUCGACCUCGAUCUACCUGAGAUGCCGUCCGACGCGCGCCCCCUCACUCCUGGUCAGAACGACGGUACUCGCUAUGGCCUCAAGUACUACGGCAUCGGUUUAGGUGAUACUUGGGCGUGCCCUGCUGCGCGUGAGGACGAGCCGUUCAGGGUCCGCCCCCGUGAUCAUGAUGGUUGGGGUGGAUGGCAGUGGGCUAUCGACAAGGGUUGGGGCAAUGAGUAA
Molecule: messenger RNA, 1281 nt
Organism: Alternaria metachromatica
Lineage: Eukaryota; Fungi; Ascomycota; Dothideomycetes; Pleosporales; Pleosporaceae
Exons: 2
Coding region: 1-1281 (426 amino acids)
Source: RefSeq, a predicted model, not a curated record